GGGUCGAAGCAAGGAACUUCGUAGUAAUGGCGAGUUCUUUGGAAGGUAGUGCUUGCCAAAAUGCAAGCAGGCCGCUACUAAAAGGCAAAUUGUCGUCCGAUGAAAAGACAGAUAUGGAGCAUGUAAAGAAGAAAAGAAAACACAGUCACGAUUUGCAGCAUGUGAAGCAUGAACGACCAGAAAAUCAAGGACAAAAUGGAGAUCGCUGGAACAUAACGACAAACAACGGUUCCCGCUCACCGUCUCCAAACAAACAUGGCAAUGGCCUUAAGACCAAGCUAAAAAAGAUCAAAAUAGAAGAACACAACAUGGCUGCAGAUUUGUCCUCACCAAAGGUUAUCUCUCACAGUGAUUUAAAAUUAAAGAUAAAGAAGAAUGCAGGUGUAGAAAACMGCAGUACUGAACUCAAAUCAGAGUUACCUCUUCACAAAUCACUUGGAGUGAAUGGUGACACUAAAAAGAAAAAACACAAGAAACAUCAUCAUCGACACGAAGAGAAGCAUUUCCACAACAUAGACCACUACAUCUUAGAUAAUCCCAAGGAGAAGACAAGACUUUCUCAUUUAAUUCAUAUAGAAGAAGAUCCUAAUGGCGGGGCUACUGUUAUGCAUGUUUAUCAAGAAGAAAUUGCMAACUUAAGUGCUGAAAAAAUGGAGAAAUUUGUCAAGUUGUUUUUCAGAGAAGCRUAUAGUGAAGACAAUCAGGGUCAACCAAAGCAUGUUAUGAGCAUAGUUCAUGGAGCAGCCACUUAUAUCCCUGAACUUACUGAAUACUUUGGAACAAAACACCCUAACAUGACAAUAAAAACWUCACCAAUUGGUAAAAAACUUGACAUUGAAACCAUCAAAAUGGGAGACUAUUUAAACAGAGURCAGGCUACGUACAGUUCUGGAACUCUAAGGUGCGGACCGUUAUUACAGUUCAGUGUAGUGGGUACAGUACAAGAGGAAACUGGAGCAUAUUUUCCUGAUUUUCUGGACUUGUUAGAACAGUGUCCUUUUCUUAAUGAGACAAUGCCUUGGGGAAGACUUUCAAUUGUUAACCUUGAAGAAAGGAACAAAAGUAAUGACGGACCCAUUGUGUGGGUAAGACCAGGUGAACAAUACAUCCCUACUGCAGAUUUAUCAAGUUCUCCCAACAAAAGAAGAAGGGCCACUGUAAAUGAACUUCAGAACCUACAAUACUUACCAAGGACAUCUGAACGACGAGAGACUUUGAUUGAAGACAGGACAAAGUGUCAUGCAGAUCAUGUUGGGCAAGGGUUUGACAGACAGACCACGGCUGCUGUGGGAAUCAUCAAAGGUGUACAUACACAAAAGCAAAGGAGUGAAAUCAACAGGUAUUGUAAAGAUGUUAUAUGUUUUCAUCCCUCAAACUUCAUGGAACUUGUUCAGAAGUUACAGAUUGACCUCCAUGAACCCCCAGUAUCACAGUGUGUAUCCUGGGUUGAUGAUGCAAAACUUAACCAGUUAAGACGUGAAGGYGUUCAGUAUGCUCACUUUAACUUAAGAGACAAUGACAUCUACUUCAUCCCUCGGAAUAUCAUUCAUCAAUUUAGGACAAUAUCAGCAUCGGCAAGUAUAGCUUGGCAUUUAAGACACAAGCUUUACUAUCCUGAAUCAAAUAACCAAAAUAAUCAACAGCAUUCAUAAAGUUUAU
Exaiptasia diaphana is the source of this 1659-nucleotide messenger RNA. Its product is annotated as round spermatid basic protein 1-like protein. NCBI's taxonomy places the organism in Eukaryota, Metazoa, Cnidaria, Anthozoa, Actiniaria, Aiptasiidae. Bases 27 to 1652 code for a protein of 541 amino acids. Gene Ontology annotation, cellular component: nucleus. The record is from RefSeq and is a predicted model, not a curated record. The transcript has 6 exons.